Messenger RNA from Saxophila tyrrhenica, 1833 nucleotides. RefSeq lists its product as uncharacterized. The transcript has 2 exons. Gene Ontology annotation, molecular function: ATP-dependent protein folding chaperone; ATP binding. The coding region runs from base 1 to 1833 and encodes 610 amino acids. NCBI's taxonomy places the organism in Eukaryota, Fungi, Ascomycota, Dothideomycetes, Mycosphaerellales, Extremaceae. The record is from RefSeq and is a predicted model, not a curated record.
AUGAAUGGUCUACAGAAUGGCCUCGAUCGCAUGGACCUCACCAAUGGCUCUCCACCUCAGGACAAGCUGAUCGUGGGCGUGGACUUUGGCACAACGUACAGCGGUGUCGCAGCGGCGUACAGCGCAACUCCAGACGAUGUCGAUAUUAUCAAGACGUGGCCUGGAGGCAAUGGCAUCACAUCUGACAAAGUGCCUACCGAGAUCUCGUAUGACAUGAAGGAGCCGGUGUCAGAGGGAACGAAUGGCACCAAGGCAUCACGACAAAUACGAUGGGGUUUCCAGUUCAAGCCAGAAGAGCCACGAUUGCGUUGCGUGAAGUUGUUCCUGGAUCGCAACCAGAAGCUACCGCAUUUCGUCUCCCCGCUCGAGACGGCAGCACAGCUCCGGAAAUGCGAUCGAACGGUCAUGGACGCUGUGUCGGACUACUUGACCAAAAUCUACGAGCACACCAUGGAGACAUUGACGAGGCGAUACGGGGAGAGCUUCAUGAGCACGACGGAGGUGGAUUUCGUGCUCACAGUGCCGGCGGUAUGGAGCGACGCAGCGAAGAAUGCGACUCUACAGGCGGCAGAAAGAGCAGGGAUGGGGAACCGACACGAGCUGAAGUUAAUAUCGGAGCCCGAGGCUGCGGCAGUAUAUACGCUGAAGACGAUCCAGCCGAGUGGGCUGAAGGAGGAUGACAGCUACAUCGUCUGCGAUGCUGGCGGUGGGACAGUUGAUUUGAUCGGAUACAAGGUCACUCAGGUAUUGCCAUUACGGGUCGAAGAGAGUGCUGUUGGGACCGGUGGGUUGUGCGGGUCGGCUUUCCUGAACUACCGGUUCGAAGACCACGUCAAGGAGCGGAUAGGACCUGAGCUGUAUCAAAGCAUGCGUGAGAAGAAACCCAAGACGUGGAUGAUGGGUUUGCGGUACUUUGAGGAGUUCGUUAAGCGGAACUUCAACGAGGAGGAGCAUAACGAGGUGAAUGUGCCCUUUCCAGGUCUGCCGGAUGAUGAGGAGGCUGGGCUGGAGUCUGGCUUUCUGAUCAUGACCGCUGAUCAAGUCAAGACCAUAUUCGAGCCGGUCAUCAGGCAGGUGGUCGAGCUUGUGGAAGGGCAGGUGAUAGCCAUCAAGGAGAAAGGCGGCCGGGUGUCUGGUAUUAUCCUUGUUGGCGGUUUCGGACAGUCAAAUUACUUGUACACACGGCUGAAACAGCACUUCAACUCCGCCCCGCCGCCGGCGUACUCUGAGCAACCGACACAUGCCAUUGCGAAUGCACAUAGCUCCCAGCAAAGCGUUGAAGUGCUCCAGCCCUUGCAUGCCUGGACCGCUGUUGUGCGAGGUGCGGUUCUCAGAGGAAUCGAGGGCAGCUUAGUGGAGAAGCGAAGAAGUAGAUGGCAUUACGGCACCAGCUACGCCACUGUUUUUGAUGAGGCGAAGCAUCCGAUGGAGGACCGGUAUUGGAGCCCGCUGUGGGAGCGGUGGAUGGUCAGCGAUCGGAUGCAAUGGCAUGUUCACAAGGGCAUGCCCAUCUCCGCUGACGCACCCAUAUCCUUCCACUAUACGCGCAACUUCCGGCCGGGCCAAUCGUUAGUGGUGGAGGACGACCUGAUCGGCUGCGACCAUGAUGAUGCUCCAGAUGCCGUGACAAAGGACUUGGUCAAUGUCUGCACGUUGACGACUGAUCUCAACGAGGUACCAAAGAGCCUGUUCACGCGGCUCACCACGACCAAGGGCAUUGAGUUCGACAACCUGGACUUUGAGUUGCAUAUGAAGAUCGAAAGUGCGAACUUGGUCUUCGAGCUAAGGGUGGACGGGAUCAAGUAUGGCACUGUUGCUGCUGAGUUCCAUUGA